This is a messenger RNA of Cyprinus carpio (common carp), 1497 nucleotides long. It is a transcript of the gene cysltr1, whose product is annotated as cysteinyl leukotriene receptor 1. The record is from RefSeq and is a predicted model, not a curated record. Gene Ontology annotation, molecular function: leukotriene receptor activity. Lineage: Eukaryota; Metazoa; Chordata; Actinopteri; Cypriniformes; Cyprinidae. Gene Ontology annotation, cellular component: plasma membrane. Gene Ontology annotation, biological process: G protein-coupled receptor signaling pathway.
UCGCGCGAUCGUUGUCAUUCUGAGUUUCUCAUGCGCUCCAACUCUAUGUGAAAGAAGGAAACGUUUCAUUUCGCUGUGACGGGACUGCUCGACUGAAGACGCACAGAUAACGACACCAAUGCAAGAAUGGGUCCAUCUAACAUAACAUCUUCAACGGUUAAUGAUUCACAAGUGUGCGCCUCAAUCGAUGACUUCCGUAACCAAGUCUAUUCAACAGUAUAUUCUAUCAUCACCGUCUUAGGGCUGAUGGGCAAUGGCUUUGCAUUGUACGUGCUCCUUCGUACCUACCGUCAGAAAUCAUCCUUCCACAUCUACAUGCUCAACUUAGCCGUAUCAGACCUGCUGUGUGUCAGCACUCUGCCACUACGGGUGCUGUACUACGUCAACAAAGGGCAGUGGAACCUGGGGGACUUUCUCUGCCGCUUAAGUUCCUACGCACUGUAUGUCAAUCUCUACUGCAGUGUCUUCUUCAUGAUGGCCAUGAGUUUUACCCGCUUUCUAGCAAUUGUGUUCCCAGUGCAAAACCUGAGGCUAGCCACUGAGAAGAAGGCGUGGAUAGUUUGCGUGUGCAUUUGGGUCUUCAUUUGCACCACCAGUUCACCCUUCCUCCUCUCUGGACAGCAUACUGAUCCAAAGUCUAACAAAACCAAGUGUUUUGAACCACCAGAAACCUCCAAAAGCCUGGAUAAACUGAUCAUGCUGAAUUACUUUUCCCUAGUGGUGGGUUUUAUUAUUCCCUUCCUGGUCAUCUUGCUGUGCUACGCUGGUAUCUUGCGCGCUCUACUUAGAAACACUAACGGUGCUAACAAGCAGCGUUACACACGUAACAAGGCCAUUCGGAUGAUUGUUGUGGUGAUGCUUGCUUUCUUGGUUAGUUUCAUGCCCUAUCAUAUACAACGCACCCUUCAUCUCCACUUCAAAAACCGCAAAGAAGCUAACUGUGAGGAGAUUAUUUAUAUGCAGAAGUCUGUGGUCAUCACCCUCUGCCUGGCUGCCGCUAACUCAUGCUUUGACCCAAUGCUCUACUUUUUCUCUGGAGAGAAUUUUCGACAUCGACUAUCCACCUUCCGAAGGGCUUCUGGAUACAUCAUUGGAACUCAUAAAAGCCGCCAUGCUGUCCAAAGCUCCCCGCCUGUGGAAGAGAGUGAAUUGCAAAGUUGUAACGGUUCAAACAAACUCGGGUAGAGGCAAUGGAAUUGCUGAUUUUCUGUCAAUGCAGAAGCAGACUACUUGAGACUAAAUAAAUAUUAUUAUUCAAAGUAGUUUUAAGAAGAAAGUAAAUAAGAGGUUCUUAUGUUCUACAUUUGAAUAUUAAGACUGUAAAAUGCCACUGUGGAUCUUGUGCAUGAUUCUAAACAAUAUACAUUUCAGAUAUAUACAGAGUUCUGGAAUGAAACUCUAGAUGGCGCAGUUCGAUAUGUCUAACUCAAUCUGACCUAAUGACAUCAUUAUCACAUGGCACAGUUGAUUGGUUCUCUCCUGUAUCGGUAGCCAAUG